Molecule: messenger RNA, 879 nt
Organism: Sinocyclocheilus grahami
Lineage: Eukaryota; Metazoa; Chordata; Actinopteri; Cypriniformes; Cyprinidae
Product: interleukin enhancer-binding factor 2 homolog
Exons: 6
Biological process (GO): positive regulation of DNA-templated transcription
Cellular component (GO): catalytic step 2 spliceosome
Molecular function (GO): double-stranded RNA binding; DNA binding
Source: RefSeq, a predicted model, not a curated record
UGGACAUCAAGGUUCUGCAAAGUGCUCUGGCAGCCAUUCGUCACGCUCGCUGGUUUGAGGAAAAUGCUUCUCAGUCAACUGUUAAAGUUUUGAUCCGCUUGCUGAAAGACCUGCGAGUCCGAUUCUCUGGAUUUGAGCCUCUCACGCCCUGGAUUCUAGAUCUGCUGGGACACUCUGCUGUGAUGAACAACCCCUCUAGGCAGCCCUUGCCACUCAACGUUGCUUACAGGCGCUGUCUUCAGAUGCUAGCCGCAGGUCUUUUCCUGCCAGGCUCUGUCGGAAUCACUGAUCCUUGUGAAAGCGGAAACUUCCGUGUGCACACUGUCAUGACCCUGGAGCAGCAGGACAUGGUGUGUUUCACAGCCCAAACACUGGUGAGGGUUCUCUCUCAUGGAGGAUACCGAAAGAUCUUGGGCCUGGAAGGAGAUGCUAGUUAUCUCACCACUGAGAUGUCUACAUGGGAUGGAGUGAUUGUCACCCCAUCUGAAAAAGCUUAUGAGAAACCCCCAGAGCGCAAGGAAGAGGAGGAUGAGGCGUUGGAGGAAGGCGGAGAGGGGGAAGAUGAAAGCAUGGAGACCCAGGAGUAAUGCAGUGGUCUCUGACGUUUUGGCUUGGUCAUUUUAUUUAUGUUUGUUUUUAUUAGAGAUCUGCGUCUCAUAUCUAUAAGUUUUACCCAGAGGUCCCCUGCAUAUCUACAUUUGGGUUCUGUACAUCAGUCUGCACUUCCUGGAGUUAAAGCCAUGGUAGUAAACAGCGAAAAGCUAUAACAAGGACCAAAAGGCAAGGGCUCAUUAUUCUAUCUUCUAACCUCAGCUCAUUCUGAUAUGGUUAUGUCUAGGAAAAGGACUGAAAAUCACUUUUAAUUUGGUUUCAUGUUUU